Molecule: messenger RNA, 4611 nt
Organism: Rhincodon typus (whale shark)
Lineage: Eukaryota; Metazoa; Chordata; Chondrichthyes; Orectolobiformes; Rhincodontidae
Product: beta-2-syntrophin-like
Exons: 7
Coding region: 1-1095 (364 amino acids)
Cellular component (GO): synapse; intracellular anatomical structure; dystrophin-associated glycoprotein complex
Molecular function (GO): structural molecule activity
Source: RefSeq, a predicted model, not a curated record
AUGCCGCUAUUUAAGAAAGGCAAUGGGUUAAAUGAUUGCCUACACUUGACCUGUGAUCUUUCUCUUGCAGUGACUUAUAUCCAGGAAGUGACUCCAUACUUGAAAAAGCCCUCAUUGAUAGCAGACCUGGCAUGGGACAGCCUCCCUCCGCAUUCUCCACACCUAGGAGCUGCUGGCUCCAGUUCUCCAAAUCAUUGUGCCAAAGACAGCAAGAUUUUCCCGCUGAAGAUGUGCUACAUUGCAAGGAAUCUGAGCAUGCCUGAUCCAGAGAGCAGGUUAUUUGAACUGCACUCCCCUGAUGGCAGGCAUGUAAUCAUUCUGCGGAGCAAGGAUGCUGUUGCUACACAUGCUUGGUUCACAGCCAUUCACACGACUAUAACGGCGCUGAUCCCUCAGGCACUGUCGGAGCUGAAUGGGCUGCUUAACCUAAGUGGCAGAGCCAUACAGCACGUCGGCUGGCUGGCUGAGCAGCAGAAAGUUGAAGGUGGAAGGCAGCACUGGAAGCCAGUGGUGGUCGUCCUUACUGAUAAAGAUAUGCUGCUUUACGACAGCGUCCCAUGGAACAGAGACCUCUGGUCAUCACCCACUCAGAGCCAUCCACUGCUGGCAACCAGGUUAGUUCACUCAGGUUCAGCACGAGGAUCCCCAGGCAUUAGUUCAGAGCUAAUGUUUGCCACAAGAACUGGCUCGCGACAAGGCAUCGAAAUGCAUGUUUUCCACGUGGAGACUCACCGGGACCUGUCAACAUGGACACGGAUGCUUGUCCAAGGCUGUCAUAGUGCUUCAGAGUUGAUUAAAGAGGUGACGUUGGGAUGUACUUGGAAUGGACAGGAUGUCAAACUGAUCAUUCAUUAUGAAAGUGGUUUUGUGAUGUCCCACAACAACUCGGCUGUGGACUCAUCCAGCCCUCUUUUCCAGUAUCCAUUUGAAAGAUUGAAAAUGUCGGCUGAUGAUGGGAUCAGGAUGCUUUAUUUGGACUUUGGGGGGCCAGAAGGAGAACUGCAUCUGGAUUUGCAUUCGUGUCCGAAGCCUGCUGUCUUCGUUAUACAUUCAUUUCUCUCAGCCAAAGUGACCCGGAUGGGACUCCUAGUGUGAAGAAGGAAGUGGCAGAAGAAAUCUUUGGAUUCGUGCAUUCAUCAAAACCAAAGACCAUUGCAGCAUCUUGGAAAAUGUAACCUGCAAGAGUGCAAAGAUCAGGACUGGUGGGAGGCCACAGCUCUUGUAAGAAUGGGAGGAUUCUCACAUAUGUCUCAUUGUGGAACAGAGAUCUCCCAAUAUUGCUGUUUGUUGCCAUAAGUGCCUUUUUGUUAUUAACUGAACUUCACAAAUUUUUACGGUUGUUUUUACUGUGAAGAUAACACAGUUUUAACUUUGGAGCAUAUAGUUUUGUAAUUUGAUUUAAAAGAUCUUGGUAUCAUGAUGCUAGCUGGUUCUGGUGUUAUUCCUGCUAUUGGUGUAAUAUCUUGCAAUCAUGGGGCAGCACUCCCACUUUUGUGGUUGGAACAGGAAGACUGAAAUGAGCACAGUAUUGUCACUUAAACCAGCAAAACAGGUAGGUGACCUGAAACUCUUCCUAGUAUUAUGUUAGUUGAAAACGUUAUGUUUAAAGUAUUCUAUGUACCUAUGCUUGUAGCAGGCCAGUGUCACCGCAAAGGUAUUUCUGAUAAUGCUGAAAUUUCGAUUCUGUAGCUGAGUUUCAACACACUGCAAAUGUUAUUCAGCAGCCUCAUGGCCCAGCUGUUGUUACAUCUGGAUGUAAUGUGAACUGGUUGGCCUGUUGACUGAGAGGAUAUGAACAUCCAAUUGAACUUGUGUUUUUAUUACACCUUGAGUAAAACAGUGAAAUUAACAGCCUUGACCCUCCAUGCGGUCCUCAAUGUUUCCUUACAUUUAGAUAUUUAGAAUAAUAUCUGUCAAAAUGUGUUUGGGCUCUCUGUACUGUUCUAAUCUAGGAGGCAUGGUCUCAUAAGUCAGCCCACAUUUUUGGCAUCGAUAAUGAAAUUGGAGUAUCUGAACUGGGAAAGGAGAUGAAACCAGUUGUGCAGGCUGCUCUGGCCCACUGGAUGAGGAGGGAAAGCCUUUCACACUUUAAAAAAAAAGUACACCUAUCUGGAACAACUAUGAAUAUAUUCCACAAACUUCCCCUCAUUUUCCCACCACAAUCUCUGCCUCUGACUAGCUCUUUGCCGUGGUGUGGAUGGGGAGGAGCACUUGUUUCUUUGCACUGGUCUCUGCUGCACUGCUGCCUCACAGCGCCAGGGACCCGGGUUCAGUUCCACCUCAGGCAAUUGUCUGUGUGGAGUUUGCACAUUUUCCCCAUGAGUUUCCUCUGGAUGCUCCAGUUUCCUCCCACAGUUCAAAGAUGUGCAUGUUAGGUGGAUUGGCCAUUGUGUCCAGUAAUGUGUAGGCUAGGUGGGUUAGCCAUAGGAAAUGUAGAAUUACAGGGAUAGGGUGGUGGGAUGCUCUUCAGAGGGUUGGUGUGGAUUCAAUAGGCUGAAUGGCCUAUUUCUACACUAUAGGUAUUCUAUUUAUAAACAGAGGGCUGUUUAUAAUUGUACACAGAUUCAGCGUCCCUCAAUGUGUUGGCCCAGUGGGAGAACAGCUUGGUGCUGUUACUGGGUGUAAUGGAUGAAGGUCUUGAAUCCUGCUGUGUGAUUUUAAAUACAUUUGCGCUUUUUAUAAAUAGCACUGCAGCAUCAAGAUUAGAUGGUACAGACAGGAUGAACUGCAUGGUUGCCUUCUGUAACCUAGAGGUUCCCUUUCUAAAGGGAGAAUUCGGAAUCCAAUCUUGAGCUCACAUAACUGAGUUGUUUGCUGAAUCUAUAUGGUAAGGUAUGCUGACUGUUGGAGGCUUAAAGGUUGCACAUUCUGUAUAUAAUGCUGGGUCGUGGGAAAAUGCACCACACCUGGCUUUGACUGUUUUUAAGCCAUAAUGUAGAAUAUGCAAAUCAGAUGCAAAUUUGCAGGUUGAGCAAUUCAGUUACAGUUCGAGGUCUUAAAUUCUGACUGUACUGUACUCUAUUACCAUUUGGUAUUACAGUAGAGGUCAUGGCAACCUGAGGCCAGGGUGGGUGUUCUGUCUGGACAAUGGGAUAGAACCCAGGGAUGGGUAGAGUUGAGGGGGUAGGGAGACGGUGCGAGAGCAGGGAUCUAUGUGAUUGCUUGAGAAGGUGGUUUAACAUUACCACCAGGUCGUUUGAUUCUGCAAGAAAGACCAGUUUUGCUGGUUUAUUUGCAACUUUGAGCUUUUUAAAAGAAUAUUUACCCUGACUCUAAUCUACUCCAUAUUUUUGGAUUCAAUGGACUAAGAGUAUGAAUGAGUCACAUUAAAAGUUGCGAUGCUUCCCUUGCAUGUUAUACUUUGCCCAAUGUACAUGAGCAAUUUAUACAGUCUAGUUUGCGUACUUAAUGGGGGGAGAAAAGCUAUUUUAGGUUUGCUGCUUGAUUGCCUUAAUGGUUUAUCCUGAUUUUUGUUCACUUUAAAUUUGAAGCAUUUGUAGUACAAUUGGAAGAAAACUUGGGUCUGAUCUUUUUAUUAAAAAAAAGCCUAAUAUUGAAUGUAAGUUCCAACCUGUGCUCAGAUAGAAGUGUCCGGAUCCCAUUCUCAUUCUGGCACCUUCCAGUAGAACAAGCUGGUUUGUAUCAUGGUUAACACUACAACAACUCUGCACUUUACAUAUCUCCUGAUGUGCCCCUCAUGCUUGAACUGUUCAUUGCUGUCAUUGAGCAAUUUGAUUUCUUAUUGUCCAAAUCACCACCUGCUCAGGUAACUAAACUUAAAAACAAAACAGUGGUCAAACUAAGUAUGUCUGGCAGCUUCUAUGGAGAGAGAAACGGAGUUAAUGAAAAUUCUGAAGAGUCAUUUUGGACUCAACAUUAACUCUGCCCACAGAAGCUGCCAGAGUGUUUUUUUAAUCUCCCCCUAGCAUUUUCUCUUUCUCAUCGAUAUUUCCAGCAUUUGCAAUAUUUUGCUUUCAUUACUCAGGUAACUAACACAGCCUUGCUUUUAAUGUUUGCUGUAGAGAUGGAGCUCAAACCCACAGAUUUGCAAAAUAGUCAUUUUCAGUUGGGAGAGUAACCUAUACUUUGAAAUGUGUGCAUUGUAAAUCAAUAUUUCAGCAAGUGUGCACUGCCGAAUAGAUAAGGAUAACCUGCUACCUGCGUGCUAACAAAGUAAUAACAAUGGCACAUGAUAACUGAGGACAACUUGCAGCUAAAUAGCACCUGUACGGGAGCCCAAAGUCCCACAGCAUUUCAAAAACAUGUCCAGUCAGAGGGCUGGAAAUUGAACUGUGGUCCUGGGAAGAGGUUGCUUUGUCCUAACACUGUUUAGUCAGGUCUGACUGGUUAAAAACCUUCAUAUUCAAUAGAGGCGUAAUCUGCUCCUGAAUUUCGAGGUGCAUUCUCUUGCCAAUUAAGUUCUAUUUUUGUAAUUGACUGCUGGUGAUUCCCUUUAAUUAUUGACUGACAUACCAAAGUGAAUGCCCCACCAGGGCAAGCUGUCCUUGGGCAUUCCCCCUCUUGUAUUAUAGACAAAGGAUUGUAUCUAUACUGGAUCUGCAGUGGCAAUUCUGUGUACAUGUGUAUGAAUAAAAUUAUCCAUUUUACUUU